Molecule: messenger RNA, 3102 nt
Organism: Musca domestica (house fly)
Lineage: Eukaryota; Metazoa; Arthropoda; Insecta; Diptera; Muscidae
Gene: ValRS-m
Product: valine--tRNA ligase
Exons: 7
Coding region: 68-3013 (981 amino acids)
Biological process (GO): valyl-tRNA aminoacylation
Cellular component (GO): cytosol
Molecular function (GO): valine-tRNA ligase activity; aminoacyl-tRNA deacylase activity; ATP binding
Source: RefSeq, a predicted model, not a curated record
UUUCACAGAAUAGCGCCUUUGAACUGUUUCGUAUCACUUUCAUAACCAAGGAGGGAGUUCGAUUGCAAUGCUCAAAAUCUUGCAAAUAUCCUCGCGCAGGAACAUAAAUCUACGCCUCCGACAUGAGCGACUGCACAAGUACCCCACAUUCCACCGUGGAGUGGCUCAGUUAGCACCCGGCUAUCAGCCGAGGGAUGUGGAAAAAGACAAACUGGACAAGAAAUACACCUCCGAUGAUAUGAAGGGAAAAUGUAAGCCUGGAACAUUUCGUAUGUUGCUGCCACCACCAAAUGUAACCGGCAGCCUGCAUUUGGGUCAUGCCCUAAUGGCCACCAUACAAGAUGUUAUUGCCCGACAAAAACGACAAAUGGGCUAUGAUGUUCUUUGGAUACCGGGCACCGAUCAUGCCGGUAUUGCCACCCAGGUGGUGGUGGAAAAGAAAUUGCUCAAAGAGAAGGGUAUAUCACGACAUCAAAUGGGUAGGGAGGCAUUUUUGCAAGAGGUGUGGAAAUGGAAACAGGAAAAAGGUGGCGGCAUUGUGGAGGAUUUGAGAAAGCUGGGUUGUACUUUGACAUGGGAUAGGGAGUAUUUUACAAUGGAUGAGCGCCAAGCCUAUGCCGUCAAUGAAGCCUUUAUCCGCCUCUUCGAGGAGGGUCUUAUUCAACGUAAAGAGUCUCUGGUCAACUGGUCUUGUGCCCUGGAAUCAGCCAUUUCCGACAUAGAAGUCGAAACCUUGGAUCUAAAAGGUCCAACAGAGUUGGCUGUGCCGGGUUAUGAUAAAAAUAUCACCUUUGGACGCAUCUACGAUAUCCAAUACAAAGUAAUGAAUGGUUCCAGUGAUGAGUACAUCAAAGUUUCCACCACCCGACCGGAAACUCUGCUCGGAGAUGUUGCAGUGGCUGUAAAUCCACUCGAUGAGCGUUACAGCAAAUAUCGUGAUCAACCUGAGGUGCAACUUUGGCAUCCUUUCCGUGAGGAACCCAUACCAUUGGUAUUCGAUGUAACUGUGGAACCUGAAUUUGGUACAGGGGCAGUGAAAAUAACCCCAGCCCAUGAUCGGGCCGACUUUGAUGUGGCCCAAAGGCAUUUGUUACGGCCCAUACAAGUAUUUUCCGAAAAGGGUGCGAUAAGGGAAAACUUCGAGGCAUUUUCCAAUAUGCCCAGAUUUGAGGCAAGGGACAGAAUUCUUCAAAAAUUGGCAGAAAUGCAGCUUUUGGGAGAUGUAAGAGAUCAUGCUAUGCAAUUGCCCAUAUGUUCCAGAUCUAAGGAUGUAAUUGAAUAUAUGUUAAGGGAACAAUGGUUCCUCCACUGCCAGUCAAUGGCCGAUGAGGCCUUGGCGGAAGUUUUAAGUGGCCGUCUACAAAUUGUGCCGCCGAAUUUUGAAAUUGAAUGGCAACGAUGGUUGGAAAAUUGCCAUGAUUGGUGCAUAUCAAGACAGCUGUGGUGGGGUCAUCAGAUUCCAGCGUACAAAGCCACAGAUACGAAUAGUGGAAAAUCCAUAUGGGUGGCAGCCCACAAUGAAAUGGAAGCCAAAAUCAAGGCCCAAGAUGAAUUGCAAGCAGUCGAUGUUGAACUGAAACGUGACAGCGAUGUUUUAGAUACAUGGUUUUCUUCGGGUCUGUUGCCAUUUUCGGCCUCCAAUUGGCCAGAAGAGGAAUAUAAGCAGCACUAUCCUCUGGAUUUAAUGGAAACUGGUCAUGAUAUUCUAUUCUUUUGGGUGGCACGUAUGGUUAUGUUGGGUGUAAAGUUGACCGGCCAGUCGCCGUUUAAGAAAAUCCUUCUCAAUGGUAUUGUCUGUGAUGCCCAUGGCCGGAAAAUGUCCAAAAGUUUGGGUAAUGUGGUUACGCCUCAGCAAGUGGUACAGGGGGCGUCAUUGGAGUCUCUUAAAGAGGAAUUAAAAUCUGCCCAUAAAUCUGGAGUCCUCAGUAAUAGUGAGGUUGAAAAGUCCUUGAAGGGCCUACAGCGUAUGUUCCCCCAAGGCAUACAGGAGUGUGGCACAGAUGCUCUACGUUUCACCCUGUGUAGCCAUAAUAUCAAAAGUCAUUUCAUUAAUUUCGAUGUUAAUGAAUGCCACACCAAUAAAUUGUUCCUUAACAAAAUAUGGCAGGCCACGAGAUUUACCUUGGGCUCAGCAGAACGUCUUAAUAUGCCGUUGCAUGAAAUUGAGACUAUGAAUCAAGUACCUUUGGGAAAAUGGGAUUUGUGGAUUCUAAGUCGAUUGGCCGACACCUUGAAGACCUGUAAUGAAAGUUUUGAGAACUAUAAUCUACACACCGCUACGGGGGCCUUGAAAGGUUUCCUCUACAAUAACCUGUGUGAUGUUUAUGUGGAAACUUGCAAGCGAAACAUAAAUUCACAAAAAUCCGAAGGCUACAUACAUUGUGCCACUCUGGCUACAGUGCUAAGUUGGUCAUUGCAGGCAAUGAGUCCUUUUACACCAUUUUUGGCGGAGGAACUUUUGAAGCAUUUGCCCAAAAAUAUUGAAAUCGACUUGAAUAAGUUCCACAAUCCAGAAUUGGAAAAGGAGAUUGCGGAUAUUUUAGAUAUAUGUCAGCAAAUACGUCAAGUGAAGAGUCGCAAUACAAUUAGUAAAAAAUAUGAUCCCCAACUGUAUUUAUAUGGCCACAGUGAGGAGGCUUUGGAAGUGUUACAACCUCAUCUACAAGAAAUUCAAGCUUUGACAUUGACCAAUGGAGUUCAUUUGCAUGGAAUUAAUGAUAAGGCAAAAGAAGAACAUAAUUUGAGAGUAUUUUCUACUGCCGGACAUCUUUGUAGUUUUGGCAUUACUACAAACGAUUUGUAUAAACCACCCAAGGGAGAAAAGGCGUCUUCUGUACAAAAUUUAAAUGAACAAAAAUUACAAAAGCUUCAAGCCGAUUUGAAACGAUAUCAAAUGCGCAUGGAAAAUGAAGGUUUUCGCAAAUCGGCCAGCCAAGAGGUACAACAAAAACAUGCCGAAAAGAUUCAUCAACUGGAAAUAGAAAUAGAGAAAAUUAAAUCAAUGGCCAGCUGAUAAAGAAGGGCUGUUUAGAAUAGGAUAAUUGACUUUAAAUCGUUUGUAAGAUCUGUUAAUAAAUGAGUCACGUUGUUGUUUUUAAGAGA